Bufo bufo (common toad) is the source of this 1698-nucleotide messenger RNA. RefSeq names its product aurora kinase A-B-like. Gene Ontology annotation, molecular function: ATP binding; protein kinase activity. Gene Ontology annotation, biological process: regulation of cytokinesis; meiotic cell cycle; centrosome cycle. The coding region runs from base 133 to 1386 and encodes 417 amino acids. Lineage: Eukaryota; Metazoa; Chordata; Amphibia; Anura; Bufonidae. The transcript has a single exon. The record is from RefSeq and is a predicted model, not a curated record. Gene Ontology annotation, cellular component: spindle pole centrosome; spindle microtubule; spindle midzone.
GGAUGUGGGGCGUGGAGUGAACGAGGCCCCGGGGGGUCGGAGGAAGAAGAAGAAGAAGGCCUCAUUGCUUGUAACAAGCCGCUGUGUGUGAGGAGGUCCGUUCCCGUGUGUCCUGCGCUGAGAGAGGACACGAUGGAUCAGCGAUCAGCCAAAGAGAACCGCAGUGGAUUUUCUGGCUGUAAUGUGAAGAGCUUGACCUCUAUUGCUGAUGGACCAAAACGUAUUCCAGUUACCCAGCAGCAUGCCACCCAGGGAAGGCAAGCUGGAAGUGGCACGGCUCCACAGAGAAUUCUCUGCUCAUCCAACAUGCCACAGAGGGUCCCGAUUCAAAAGCCUGUGGUACCCAAUCAGAAGCAACAGACUGCACAGCCGACCAAUCAGACUCAACCAAAGCCUACUGCUCCCAUACAACAUCCAUGCAAACCACAGCUGGUGAAUGAGAAUAAGGACCCCACACUGACCAGUAGCUCAGUGGGAUCAGAUGUAGAAAAGAAGGCUGCUGAACAGAACAUGGCUCUGGCCACACCCAUUCCCAAGGAAGAGGGUAGAAAAAAGCAGUGGUGUCUUGAAGACUUUGAGAUUGGACGUCCUUUAGGAAAAGGAAAGUUUGGCAAUGUGUACUUGGCUCGGGAGAAGCAGAGUAAAUUCAUCCUGGCACUGAAGGUUCUGUUCAAGUCCCAGCUGGAGAAAGCUGGGGUGGAGCAUCAGCUACGGAGAGAGGUGGAAAUCCAGUCUCACUUGAGGCAUCCAAACAUUCUCAGGCUUUAUGGUUACUUUCACGAUGCCACAAGAGUCUACCUGAUCUUGGAUUAUGCCCCCCGUGGGGAGCUGUACAGGGAACUUCAGAGGUGCACAAAAUUUGAUGACAAGAGAUCUUCCACUUACAUCACAGAGCUGGCAGAUGCACUUCUCUAUUGUCACUCCAAAAAAGUGAUACACAGGGACAUCAAGCCUGAGAAUCUCCUCCUGGGGUCCAACGGGGAGCUGAAGAUUGCAGACUUUGGGUGGUCAGUGCAUGCCCCAUCUUCCAGGAGGACCACUCUGUGUGGAACCUUGGACUACCUACCCCCUGAAAUGAUUGAGGGUCGAAUGCAUGACGAAAAGGUUGACCUGUGGAGUCUCGGCGUUCUCUGCUACGAGUUUCUGGUCGGGAAGCCUCCCUUUGAAGCUGAAACGCACCAGGAAACAUACCGCAGAAUUUCAAAGGUGGAGUUUCGAUACCCUCCUUAUGUCUCGGAGGGGGCCAGAGACCUCAUCUCUAAACUGCUGAAGCACAACCCUAGCCACAGGCUGCCUCUAAAGGAUGUACUUGAACACCCCUGGAUUGUGCAGAACUCCACCAAGCACCCCACUAAGCCAGAGAACAACUCUGGCAAAACUCAGUGACUUGAAAAGGGUGCGCCACACUACAGAAUGUUCAUCACAUCAUGAUAUCUAGUAAUUCCCGAUUUCCCUGUGAGGCCUGAGAGAGCGAUGGUCUGCUGUGAAUACAUGGAAGUGUAAGAAGAGCCUGUGGAUGAGAUCUGUAUCUUUCAGGCAAGGAUGACAGUGCAAUAGUGAGCUAUGAAUGCUGUCAUGUAUUUAUUGAGGCUGCGGGUGCAGUCUUCACCAGCUGCUUGUUUCUGUGACUGAGUCGUCCUGAUCUACUAUGUAAAUUUACCUGUUAGAAAUUCUUUACAUUUUUAAUGUGUUCUGUCU